AUGGAAAACGAUACCGUGGAUGAUAUUCUUCUCAACCCAUUUGCUAGACGAUCAUUUCAAGAAAAGCUGCUUAUUUCAAGCACACCUGUGCCACAGCCUAAGCUUGAGAACUUGAAAUCGCAGUUCUCCAGAGGAGGGAAAGUUAUUACUCGUAAUUUCAACGUAUCAGCAUACGAUACCAAAUGGUUGAGCGGUUCGAAGGUGCGAAAUAAGCUGUUCUGUUGGCCGUGUUUAUUGUUCCAAAAUCCGGAGGACAAAUGCGUGUGGAUUAAGGAAGGCUUCAAUGAUUUAAAUCACUUGUCAGCUGCCAUUAAGAUUCAUUCGGCAAGCAAGGAGCAUAUUGCCAAUGCCAUGGCACACAGGACAUUUGGAAAAAUCCGCAUUGAUGAAGCAAUGGAUCACGCGCGGGAAGUUUCGAGGAGAAACCAUAAUUUUCAGGUGAAAAAGAAUAGAGAUGGUAUGAAAACUUUGAUUGAUCUCAUCUGCUAUCUCGGAUCACAUGGUCUGAGCUUCCGUGGCCAUAACGAAACCGAAAACUCUGUGAAUAGAGGAAACUACAAAGACCUAUGUGAAUUCAUUGCUACAAGAGAUUCAUCAUUCUUGGAGUUCACUACUAGUAGUCAAGUGUUUUCGGGAAUGUCUGCAACCAUUCAAAACGAACUCAUUGAAGUGAUUGGAUCGUUGAUGAUUGAGCAAAUUUCGCGUGAAGUUGAUGAAGCUGAAUUCGUUGCAGUAAUGGUGGAUGAAACAACAGAUAUUUCCAGGAAAUCACAACUUGCUACCACAUUACGGUACUGUUUAAAAAAUGGUACAACCGUAGAAAGAUUUGUGAGCUUGGAUGAUGUGAGCAGUAACAAAUCGGCUGUGGCACUCGCAGAUGAAAUAGUUGCCUUGCUGAAAAAAUUUCAGGUGCCUGCCACGAAACUUGUGGCACAGACGUAUGAUGGAGCACGUGUAAUGUCAGGUGCGAGCGGAGGAACGCAGGCAAUAUUGAAAGAAUUGGACUACGUUGAAUGUGGUAGAAGUGUGCGAAAUGCUCGAACCAACAUACACAAAUUACGAAAUGAAGCGAAAUUUAAAGUAAUUUGGGAAGAGACCGUAACCAUGACUGGUGGCAAUAGUGACGGAAAGCAGUUCAAACAAUAUUUCAAAACGUACAUCUCGAUUAUCGAUCGUAUUAUCUCCGAAUUGGACGAACGCUUUGCUGAUCUUAAUAAACAGAGCUAUUUAAGCCUACUCGAUUCUACGAAGUUCAAAGCGUAUUGCGAUAAAUUUCCAAAGGAACUUGUUGAUGAUGUUUGCUCACGUUUCUCCAACUUUGACAAAGUGAAGCUGACAAAUGAACUUAAAGUGUUCUACACUAAAGAUGAGUUUGCUGGGAGGAAAGUGGCUGAAAUUAUGAACGUGUUGGUUACAGACAACCUAGAAGACAUUUUCUCUGAGACACAUCGAUUAGCUAGGCUAAUACUAACGCUUCCCUCGACAACAGCAUCGGUCGAAAGGAGUUUCUCAAUUCUAAGAAGAAUCAAAACGUAUCUGCGGUCGACAAUGGCAGAGGAGCGACUCAAAUGGCUGAUGUUAAUGUCGGUCGAAAAUGCCCUACUUCAUCAGUUGAAACUGGAUAGUAAUUUCUUCGAUGAAAUAAUUGAUCGUUUUGCUCGCCGAGUAGAUCGUAGAGUUCAGCUACUGUACAAAUAA
This is a messenger RNA of Armigeres subalbatus, 1698 nucleotides long. RefSeq lists its product as uncharacterized. Bases 1 to 1698 code for a protein of 565 amino acids. Gene Ontology annotation, molecular function: protein dimerization activity. NCBI's taxonomy places the organism in Eukaryota, Metazoa, Arthropoda, Insecta, Diptera, Culicidae. The transcript is spliced from 3 exons. The record is from RefSeq and is a predicted model, not a curated record.